CCUCCUGAGAUUUGGGCAGUAACACUACAGUCAUGGAAAAAAGGAGGGCACAGAAGACAGGUGGAGAGGGAGAUAUAUCAAACAAGAAUAGACAGAAACAGAGUGAGAGUAAAUAAUGACAAAAUAUUAGAGAGAAUUGUUCAUAUUUUCUGGGGAGGUAACAGAGAUCAUAUCUGCAGAUAGCCUGGGUUUUGUCCCUUUGAUUUCUCUGCAAACCUCAUUCUGGCUUGCACACACUCCUCAGCUGAAAAAACAAUGCAUCAAAUCUGUCUCUCUCUACUAUCUGGCCUAUGCCUUUGUCUGGUUUUCUUGUGCAGUGCUGAAGAAGGUCUUGAGUUUCCCAAUUUUGAUGGUAAGGACAGAGUGCUGGACAUCAACGAGCGCAACUAUAAGAAGGCUCUGAAGAGAUAUGACCUGCUGUGUUUGUUCUACCAUGAACCUCUGUCAGCCAACAAGGGUGUGCAGAAACAGUUCCAGAUGACAGAGCUGGUGCUGGAGCUCACGGCUCAGGUCCUGGAGUACAAAGACAUUGGUUUUGGGAUGGUGGACUCCCAGAAGGAUGCCAAAGUAGCCAGAAAACUGGGUCUGGGGGAGGUGGGCAGCUUGUACAUUUUCAAGGACGACCGUGUCAUUGAAUUUGAUGGGGAGCUCUCAGCAGACACUCUGGUAGAAUUCCUGUUGGAUGUACUGGAGGACCCAGUGGAAAUGAUCAGUAACGCCAUGGAACUGCGAGCCUUCGAGAGGAUGGAGGAAGACAUUCGUCUCAUCGGCUACUUCAAGGGAGAAGAUUCAUACUACAAAGCUUUUCAAGAGGCCUCGGAGCGUUUUCAACCUUACGUCAGGUUUUUUGCUACAUUUGAUAAAUCUGUAGCCAAACAUCUCUCCCUGAAAAUGAACGAGGUGAAUUUCUAUGAGCCCUUCAUGGAGGAGCCGGCGAUCCUGCCUGGCAGACCUUUGUCAGAAAUGGACAUUGUCGAGUUUGUCAACCAACACAGAAGGGCAACGUUAAGGAAGCUGCGGGCAGAAAAUAUGUUUGAGACGUGGGAAGAUGACAUGGAUGGCAUACAUAUUGUUGCAUUUGCUGAGGAAGAAGAUCCAGAUGGCUACGAGUUCCUAGAGAUCCUCAAAGAUGUAGCCAGAGACAACACCAACAACCCAGAGCUCAGCAUCGUCUGGAUUGAUCCUGAUGACUUUCCUCUGCUGACCACAUACUGGGAAAAAACCUUCAAGUUGGACCUGUUUAGACCUCAGAUUGGUGUGGUCAAUGUCACAGAUGCAGCCAGUGUGUGGCUCGACAUGUCCAAUGAUGAGGAUCUGCCCACUGCGGAGGAGUUGGAGGACUGGAUCGAGGACGUCCUCUCAGGGAGGGUGAACACGGAGGAUGAUCUAAAGUCUGCAGACAAUCAGGAUGUCACAGGGGACAGUGACAAAAGUCAUGACUCUGAUGACUCUGAUGAUGAUGAUGAUGAUUACUAAGCUUGUUGAGGGUUGGUGUCCUAGCCUUUCAGAUAUGGGUAGCAACACUAAACCACCUAUGGCACAAUAGAAACAUAUAAUUGAGUAAUUCAAGUGUUUCAAGCAGGGGAACUAAUAAAUAAUUGUAGCAUCUCCCAAAAAUCUAAAAUUCUAAACAAUGUAUUAUUUAAAUAGGUAGGCAGAUAAAACAAACUAAUUAAAGGACAUCAAGGGAACAUUCAUGGCAGGGUUCAUAAAACUAGAACAGUGCCCAAAGCAGUAAUACUCCUUAACUUACCAAGGACCAAGAUAUGGGUUAACAUUUCUGCAUUACAUACAGUAGGCAUGUAAUUGACAUUAUUAUCACACUGACACACGGUCACCUAAGUGGCUACGGCUAGCAUGUUAGCAAACAGUUGCCUAUGUAUAUACACUGCACAGAUUUGGACAAAGAUGAGCAUUUACUUGAAGUGCUCAUGAAUGAAGUCCAUUAUUCUCACCUCUUUUUAGCUCUGUUUUAUUCUCCAUCUGCUACCAAGAUAAAUAUUUGGCUCUUCAGUUGCUAAAUGCUCCACUAGGCUCAUCAGCUAGUUGCUAACUUUGUCCAUUAAUUGCUUGGUGCCAGGCAGGCAGUGUACACCGUGUUUAUAGCCUUUUCCCCUUUCACAGCAGCUGCCUGCUCUGCCUGAAAAUACUUAGUGUUGAAGAUACUUAAAACAUCAAAAUAUUAAACCAUAUUAAUAAGCAGUGCCACCCUAUUUAUAUUGCACAAUAACAUAGUCAACGUUUUAAGAUAAAAAUAUUGGUUAUAGCAGCUUUAAGGUUGAUACAAAUGAUUAGGUUUUUAUGAGGGAUUCUACUGGUGAGUGUGUCUAUGUUUAAAUAAUUGUUUUUGUUCUAAGCAGAAUAUGGCUUAAAUUGCUUUGUUAUUAAUUUGCUGCAAAAAACCCCAACAACAAAUAGUUCUGUUGAUGAAAUUGUAAGAGUCUAAUAUAAACCUGCAUUUAAAAAACAACUCAAAAAGUACUUUGUUGAAUGCAGACCUGACAAGUGAAAAGUUUCAGGGUGAAAUAGUUAAUAAAAGU
Molecule: messenger RNA, 2540 nt
Organism: Monopterus albus (swamp eel)
Lineage: Eukaryota; Metazoa; Chordata; Actinopteri; Synbranchiformes; Synbranchidae
Product: calsequestrin-2-like
Exons: 11
Coding region: 256-1476 (406 amino acids)
Biological process (GO): regulation of cardiac muscle contraction by regulation of the release of sequestered calcium ion
Cellular component (GO): Z disc; sarcoplasmic reticulum lumen
Molecular function (GO): calcium ion binding
Source: RefSeq, a predicted model, not a curated record